UUCAAACAAUCAAAAAAUUGAUCAGAGAUUUAACUAUUGAUGAAUAUGAAAUCGAAAAUUUACAGCGUAAAGUAAAUUUAAUUAAUGAAGUGAAGAAUAAAUUAAUUAUUCUCUCUGAAAUGGCGGAAAAAAGUCGAAACUUUCGUUCGACGUAUUAUGAUAAAGUAGGAUUCCGUGGUGUUGAAGAAAAGAAGGCUUUGGAAAUUUUAAUAAAUGAAAAACCUAUGGAUAAGGAGAAGAUGUCCAAAUUUUGUUUGAGAUUUACUUUACCCUCUAUGUAUCGAGAAUAUGUGUGGAAAAUUUUGCUGGAUGUUUUGCCAUGUGUUUCUGAGUGUCAUGAAUCCAUAAUAAACCAAAGAGCUUUACAUUACGAGGAUCUUGAAAAUUCAUUAAAAGUAAUGCGGAAAAUUGAUGAAACUACACAUAAAUCUACAGUACACACAUUGAUGUAUUUAAUGACUCUUGACGUGUUGGAGUUUGAUUUAGAAGCACAAUUAUCAAGCUCAAGUGUUCAAAGUUUAAUUGCUCUUGCAUCUUUUUUUCUAAAAUUCAGUUCAUCUGAUGUGAUUGCCUACUGGUUGUUUCGUAAUUUUACUUUGCAUCUAAAGAAACAGCACUCUAAUUUUAAAAAUCAGACUGAAAAUGUGGAGUCAAUUUUAAGAAAAGAAGAUGAAGUUUUGCAUGAACAUUUAAAACUUACCAAGGCCUUCGAUGUUUUACCCUUAAAUGCAUGGUUUGAGAGAUGCUUUGCCAAAGUGUUACAUGAAAGCUCCUUGGUAAGGGUCUGUGAUAAAGUGAUUGGCGGAAGCAGCAAGAUUUUACCAUAUGUUGGAAUAGCCAUGUUGAUUGUUCAUAGGAAUCAAUUAAUCUGUAUGAGCAAUUCUGAGGAGAUAGUUGAACUGCUUGUAAAAAACUCAGAAGACACGUCUGAUGUCAUAGUUAAUAAAGCUUUAGAUAUGUAUUCUAGCUGAUGCCUAUUAUAUUUUUAAUGGACUAUUAUGUGAAACAAAGAAUGGAGCUGAAUAAACAGGUACUUUUCUCAAAAAAGAAUUUGAUAUUUAUUUGAAGAUAUAACAAGAAUCCUCUGAAGAUUACUUUUGUACAGUUGUCAUUUCUAAUCAUAUUUGUGUUACAUGUGUUUGCUGCAUUUAUGCGCCAAAAGUUUAAAUGAUUUUUAAUAAAUUUAUGAAAUUAUUGUAAUGUUAAAAA
Messenger RNA from Parasteatoda tepidariorum (common house spider), 1209 nucleotides. It is a transcript of the gene TBC1d7, whose product is annotated as TBC1 domain family member 7. Gene Ontology annotation, molecular function: GTPase activator activity. NCBI's taxonomy places the organism in Eukaryota, Metazoa, Arthropoda, Arachnida, Araneae, Theridiidae. The record is from RefSeq and is a predicted model, not a curated record. Gene Ontology annotation, biological process: activation of GTPase activity; negative regulation of TOR signaling.